CUCGACAUUUGAUUUUGGCAACUGCUAUCAUUUGUCAUGGAUAUAUGGCGGACAUUUCGCUCCGUAGAGCCUGUCCCCGGAGGCUGAUCAUGGUGCUCGGAGGCCAUUCCUCUUGAGCUGUUGAUGCUAGCAACGUCAGACUGACAAGCCAUGACAACUCCAUUAGGACAUGAGGGUGGUUGUCAGUCUCAAUGGAUGGUAGGCUUCUAAUACAGCGCCUCUAGUUGGUCGACCUCUAUAGCCAUGGGUCGUCUUGGGCUAUCAAGUAUACCACCGAGGUGCUAUAAAGACCACAAUCUCAUUAUUCUCGUGAAUGCCACCUCGAGUCUCAUGCGCCAUCUUGGAAAACUCUUAAACCAUGCUACUCACACGUACCGCAACACUCUCAAGGAACUUCCUUUGCCGCCCUCAGGUCACCGGAUUGAUUCCAACCCUUGCGCAACGGACCUUCUCAACAUCUGCCCUCGACAAGUCUCGAGUCUCAGAUGUUAUCAUCAAGGACCACGAGGAGCUUAAGGACCACUACGACCGCAUCAUGAGGUCAAAGGACAACGACGAGAUGACCCGCCACCAGAACGCCUUUGUCUGGGAACUGGCCCGCCACUCCGUCGGUGAGGAGAUUGUCGUAUAUCCAGUCAUGGAGAAAAAUCUCCCAGACGGCAAGGAGACGGCGGCCAAGGAUCGCCAGGAACACCUGACGGUCAAGGAGCAGCUGUACGAGUUCCAGAAGCUCUCGGCCGACGACGCGGACUUCAGGCCGACGCUCAAGACCCUGAUGGGUAACCUGGCACAGCAUAUCAGGGAAGAGGAAGAGGACGAGCUGCCGAGGCUGGAGAACUCGCUCUCCGAAGAGGGCUCUUCCGACCUGGCCAGGAGUUUCGAGCGCACCAAGAUGUUCGUGCCCACGCGCAGUCACCCUGGCGCCCCUGACAGGCCACCGUUUGAAACGGCUGCAGGCCUGCUUGCUGCGCCGAUUGAUAAAAUCAUGGAUGCGUUCCACAAGUUCCCGAAGGGUGUGUAAGGAGCUCUAACGGAUGAAAAGGUGGCUCGAUGAGGGCGUCUCGAUAUCUGUUCGAAUUGGCGCUUCCCUUUUGUUUCCCCGUUUCCCCUUGUUUUUAGAUACAAAUAUGUUCCAAUAGGAAGGAGAAAACUUCAGGCACGAUCAGUCAUGUCGACUAAACGAGAUUAGCUCAGGCGACGUUUUCCUGUUGAACUGAGCCGUCGCAGUCACCACCCUGAAGCCGGGGAACAACGCCAUGGAGAUAUAUAUUCAUAGCUUUGGUAAUCCCCUCCAAGAUCGCAGCCCUGAAC
Phialemonium atrogriseum is the source of this 1311-nucleotide messenger RNA. RefSeq names its product hemerythrin HHE cation binding domain-containing protein. Lineage: Eukaryota; Fungi; Ascomycota; Sordariomycetes; Cephalothecales; Cephalothecaceae. The record is from RefSeq and is a predicted model, not a curated record. Bases 359 to 1021 code for a protein of 220 amino acids. The transcript is spliced from 3 exons.